Molecule: messenger RNA, 3567 nt
Organism: Solea solea (common sole)
Lineage: Eukaryota; Metazoa; Chordata; Actinopteri; Pleuronectiformes; Soleidae
Product: coiled-coil domain-containing protein 158-like
Exons: 23
Coding region: 546-3395 (949 amino acids)
Source: RefSeq, a predicted model, not a curated record
AUAUACUAGUAGACUGCAUUACGUAUAAAAGGUAAGGAAGGAAAAAUAUAGUAUAUCGGCUCAACGAGGGAAAAUAGUACUAGUAGUAGUAAUACAUUACUACUAGUAAUGUUUUUAUUACUAUUCAAAAUCCCGGCUUCAGUCCAGUAGGUGGCGGUAAUAGUCAUGCCUUGUUACAAACCGCCAACUAAAUCCAACAGAAGAAGAAGAGACCAGGAAACAAAAGUUUCGGCGCUAACGAUACCUUUUCCGUAAAUUCAGUAUAUUCUCAUACAAAAACAUUUGUUUUCCAACGAACGGCGCCAGUCUGGCAAUUUUGUCCAAACGUUGCCCUAAAAAUGCAUCUAUUUAUUAACGGCAGAAUACUAGCAAUUAGCUUCAGGCUGUUUCCAUGGUGAUGACACUUUGGUCGCUUGCUGUUUUGUAAACCUUAGCUCGUUUUUUGACUGUACUUGUUUCACAAAUGGCAUCGUUGUUGAAGUGAAUUCAGAUGUUAUCGAGGAUUCAGCUCCCCGAGCCCAGGAACUUGGGCAUUUCCUGCUGCAAUGGCAGGUAUUUAUGAUGCUCCCGUUUUAAAGUUUGAUUCGUUAUCUAAGCACGACAAACUAACACAAGCAGCAGCUGCAGGAGCGACUGAGCCUCACGACACCUCUCCUCUGCUGAGAUUCAACAGCAUGACACUGGAUGAACUGAGUGAGGAACUUGGUAAGCGAACUAAGGAAACCCAAAGGCUUCAAGAAGAAGUGGAAAAUGCAACCAAAUUAGCCUUGGAGAGGUUUGGAUGCACAUAUGACAUCAACAGCUCACCUGGACAAAGCUGUCACAACUACAGGUUUAAAGUCUAUGACACACCGGAGGAUUUUACUAAUCAGCCUCAGGACUGUGGUCUGGACCUUUCAAAACAGGAUGUGUUUCAAAGGCAAACCAGUACUCCUAGAAAGGAUGAGUUAGAUAAUGCAAUAGAUGACUGUUGUCAACACUUGCCUGAUUUACAAACACACGAUCAACCUGAACAAGAGACAAUCAGUUUGGACAAAGCCAUAGAGAACCUGCAGACUAAGCUGCAUCAAGUCCAAAUGGACAAGGUUGUCACGUCUGACCUCAGAUUGAGGGAUUCAAGGAAACAUGUUGAUCAGAUGGAGCAGAUGCUGCACAUGUUAGAAGAGCUCCAGAACAUCAAAAGGGCCACGGACCAGAAACUGCAGGACACAGAGGAUGAGACGUUGUUGCUUAGCAGGAAAGUAGAGACGCUGGAACAGUUAAUGAAGGAGACAUACUCUUCCAUGUUAUCUGACAAGAAACAAUAUGGAAAUGUCUCCGACACCAGUCAGAACACUGCCACUCAUUUAAGACUGCCAUACUCAGACGCUACGUUAACUGAGGACCUCAACAAUGAGAGAGAUCAGAUACAAGAGAGGAUCCUUUUGACAAUAGGACAUCUAGAGACUGAUGAUUGCAGUGUAAAUGAGCAAAAGCAAAGAAUGAAAGAAUUGAUUGCGAGUCUGUGCCAGGAGAUGGCACUGUUGUCUGACAAACUGAGCUCAUCAAACUAUGACAGUUUCAGCGUGGGUGUCAAAUUGGAGCUGCUUAGAAAACUUGCAGAAAGACAGACGUCACUGAACCAGUGCCAGGUCAGUGAACUUAAGUCAGCUCUUUCCAACUAUAAAGAUAAGGUUCAUUGUUUGGAGCAGCAACUCCUUCGGGUUCAGUCUCAGCUGGUGGAAGCCCAAAGAGAGAGAGAGCAAACUUUGCAACAGUUUGAGGAGCUUCAGUUCCAGCUUGGCCAGCUGAAGACUUGCAGUAAAAAGCAGCAGUGUGAGCUCCAGGUGGAGAUAAAGGCCCUGAGAGGAUGGCUGGUGGAGGCCAAGGAGCAGCUUUGCAGAGGUGAAGAGGAGAAAAAUUGCUUACAGGCUCUGCUGGAUGCAAGGACUCAGGAGGUGAGAAAAACCCAGGAACUCCUGCGGGAAAAAGAUGAUGAACUUCAGCUCAGGCAGCAAGAAGCUCAGCAGCAUCGUUCUCAGUGCCACACUUUCCAGGGAGAAGGAGAGAUGCUUAGGUUGAAGCUGGAUGACAGAGAAAAGCUGAUAGACGGUCUACGGUUGCGGAUGGAGAGCGGCACUCAGAUGGCGUUGCAGCACAGCCACACCAUCGACAACCUUCAUCAGCAGAAUAGUUUCCUCAGCAACCAGCUAAAUCAGAACAAGCUGGAGAUUCAACAUAUCAGGGCUGAGUUGGACCAAAGCAGGUCAGACGUGGCGACUGCAGAGCAUGAGAAGCGGCAGCUACAAGCGUCUGUGGCUGAGCAAAGGCAGCGUGUCCAGGAGGAGACUCUGGAGAAACAGCACAAACGGUUACUCAGUCUUACUAAGGAGCAUGAGGAGCUGCAACGGUUCCACAGCUGUAAGAACGAUGAGCAGGAAGGUGUGGUGCUGAGGCUUCAGGGUCAACUAAGGACCACAUGUGAUGAGCUGGACCAGGUCAGGAGUACCUUGAGGACACUGGAAGGAGCAGAUGGACACGGCCUCCAAGUUGCCAUGAACAUGCAGAAAGAGAUCACUGCCAGAAGAGAGCAGGUUGACACUCUACAGGGCAAAAUCCAACAUCUAGAGGACACCAUGGACAAGCUGUACCAGGAGAAACAGUACCAAAACCUGGAGCACCAUCGUCAGCUCCGGAAGCUCACCUUUGUCCGGGAGGAGAAGAAACAGCUUGCCAAUGAGCUGGAGGCUCUUCACUCCAAAGACCAACAAUUACGGGAACGGAUCGGCAAACUGGAGGCAAUCCUUCACAAGAUAUCAGAAAGCUUUGCAGACUGUCAAGAUUUCAUCCAGCUGCAGGAGCAGGAGUUUUAUCGUCUCAAACUCCAACAUGCCCUCGACCUGAAGGAGUUCCAAGGUCAGACUCUGCACACAGCACUUAAAGUACCUCCACCAGACCUGGAUUCCCUGAAUUCAUCAGCACUCAUUGCUUCACCCUCUUCCCAGCACACCUCCAACACUCAGAUUAAGGCGAGCCUCACCCAAGAGCUCAGGUCUGUCGUCAAGGAGCUGCGAGCUGUGAUUUCUGAGAACCACAGACCACACACCGAUAACAGCAACACUGGUACCAGCCUCCACAGGAGGAGGUCUGCACCGGAGAGAGUGCACAGGACUUCAUUUCACAGCAGCGCUGACAAGGCUGUAGAACUGAAAGGGUGCUCCAGGUUAAGAAGAAAAACCAGUGACUGCGAGACGCAUUUCCUUAGGAAAGCAGAACUGGAUGGGAAUAGGAUCAACAAGGAAACCAUCAGUAAGCGCUGCGUUGAAUCAGGUCCUGCGAAAUCCUUCCUGCAGUUCCUCUCACUGGGCCGCAGGUCACCCGUCCACUCCCUCCUGACCUCCAACCCAAACAUCUGACACUGGCACGACACAACAGACCCGGGGGCUGGCUCCUCGUUCCAGAGACUCACCGAAAUGAAGUAGGAUGUGAAAAGGAUUUUUACAGAAAUCUCCAAUGAAGUCAUGUUUAUUAAAAAAAAGGAAAAGGAUGUUUUGAGUCGUAUUAAAAUAAAUCAGCCACAACCUUAAA